UGAGUUUUCGUUGAGACGAGAUCAUAUUGCCCCAAAUUGUGAUAUUAUUGGACUUGAAUUGGGCUUGAGCCGAAAUUUCGCGGACGUGCAAUUCAUUCUCUAUCCGCGACAAAUCCGCACGCGCCUUUGGGGAACUACCUGGUCGGACUUUGUCGCACCCAAAAGGAACAAGCAACAAGAACAGGCACAGGGGAACCCCUCUACUCAUAUGAAUAUGCGUCCAAGCAACCUCUUCCGGGCGAUGCAGCCCCUCCGCUCUUCUAUUCUCAGACCUACAUCGACCUCGUCCCCAGCCGCACACAUCUACUCUGCCAUCUCGACACCAAUCCGCCGCUUGAAUUCGACGACUGCUGCACCCACGGAGACCCAAUCUUCCACAGCACCUUCUACUCCAUCGGCGGCUCCUCCUUCUCUCCGCAGCUAUCCCUAUACCCUGAAGACCGGCACUGUGGUCUCCGUCGGCCGCAUGGACCGUACCGUCCGCGUCGCCCACCGCCACACCAUGUGGGACAGUCACAUUCGCAAGACAUACCCUAAAGUUACGACAUAUCUUGUGUCCGACCCAAGGAACUCCCUGCGCGAAGGGGACGUCAUCGAGUUCUCCUCGGGAUACCCGAAGAGCCGGCAUGUGCGUCAUGUUGUCGAAAGGAUCAUUGCGCCGUUCGGCGAGGCAAUUGAAGACAGACCGGCUGUUCUGACACGUGAAGAGCGGGACGCAGAGCGCGUAGCCAAGCUAACCGUCAAGUGGGAGCGCAGGGAAGCCAGAAGAGCAGAGGGCGGCGAGGGCCAGAGCUUAGGAGGACAAGAGCACGUUGGGCGGAUCAGGAGGCUAAUCUAUGAGCGUACUGGGGCCCAGUAGAAGGCGAAUCUACUCCGCUUGUCCUUCUUUGGCAUUUCUCUUUGAUUGUAUAAGAUAGAUAUUGGGCUCAGAGGGCUGCUUUUAUCUUUGAUGUGUGUCGACUCCUUCCGAAUGUAUUAUAUCUCAUUGUGCAUGUGUGCUACUAGUCUUUUCUUUGCAACAUUAGUCAUAUUGGCAAGUCAUACUAUAUAAAUGUAAGCUUUUAAAAUAGCUGCUUUUGACCUCUUGUAGAGGGUGAUCGAGAAGCUUACUGGGGCUUGAGCUCAAGGAAGGCAACGUAUAGUUUGUUGAUAAGAUUGGAGUCUGUAACUGAACCUCUAGUUGAUAGGUAUCCCGCUAGAGGGAUUCGAUAGCCAUUGAAGACUAGAAAAAGCGUAUGUCAUAGGGUUCGAUCAUUAUGCAAUUGACUAUUAUACGAGCUAGACGAAACAAAA
Aspergillus caelatus is the source of this 1293-nucleotide messenger RNA. RefSeq names its product uS17 family ribosomal protein. Gene Ontology annotation, cellular component: ribosome. The coding region runs from base 209 to 859 and encodes 216 amino acids. The transcript is spliced from 2 exons. Lineage: Eukaryota; Fungi; Ascomycota; Eurotiomycetes; Eurotiales; Aspergillaceae. Gene Ontology annotation, biological process: translation. The record is from RefSeq and is a predicted model, not a curated record. Gene Ontology annotation, molecular function: structural constituent of ribosome.